GUUAUCUUCACUUACAUGGUGAACAAUGCAGCGCCGAAAAUGUCUCUGGCUUCCAUCAGCUCGUUAUCUCCUAUAAGAGACUUUGUGGCCAACUUGCUUCGCGGCGACGCGUCGCGUUCGAUCGUCCCUUUCAUCCCACGUCCGCUUCGUCUACUUUUUCUCAUUGUGCUCAUUCUUAACUGUCGAUCUCUUCCGUUCGUCUGGCACUUGCGCGUCUUUAGGCCUGUGCUGUACAUUCGUCUGAAGCGAUGGUUCCUCUCGUUCUCUUCAAAGAAAACGCAAGAGGCUUGGUUCGACAGCCUGUGCCCUAUAGGAAGAAGUCCAUUUGAACUAAAGAGCGUAUACACGACAUGGGCUAGCCUCGAUGAAAGCGACUACAAUAUUCAUCUCAGUAAUUCAAGCUACGCUAAAGUCCUUGACAUGCUAAGACUGAAGUAUGCGCUCUCGCAUAUGGUCACUGUGUUUCGCGAUGGGUGUUGGCUUGCCCUGGGCGCUACGUCAUUACGGUUCAUGCGCGAAAUUCCUAUGGGUACCAAGUAUGAGGUUAGAAUGUAUUUUGGGAGUUGGGAUUCGAAAUGGAUUUAUGCUAUUGCGCGCUUUGUAAGCAAGAAAAAGCCUUCUUCGAACAACCCAGUAUCAAGCGAGCGGCUCAAAGGGGCGGAUCAACUACUUCAACUGUCAUCGUCUUCAGCCAACCUCACCACCGUACCGUUUCCGCAACUGCAUACUCCAAAUGGAGGGGAGAGCGACGUUUCCGGAACUACAACCCCGAAUCCGACACUCAUUGCUUCAAUAGCAGAACUCAAAUCGCUGUGGUCUGAAGCACCGGAUGAGACACUGCAUUGUGUCGCAAUGAACGAGAUAUGUGUCAAGCGUGGACGACUCACCGUGCCGCCAGCACUUGCAAUCGCUGCAGCAGGAUGCGGCGUUUCUCACGACCGCUGGGAAGCACUCAAGAAAUUGCGAAAAGGGAAAGGGAUGAAGGAGUUGCUUGAAGGGGGAUGGAAGAAUGUUCCCGAGGGAGAAAGGUGGUGGGAUGAAGCACUGCACGAGUUUGAGGGAGAGCGGGUGAAGAGACUGAGUAUUUUAAAGGGUAUUAGGGAGGGGUUGGAAUCUACUAAGCUUCUUUAAUUUACGUCAACAUACACAACAGUUUUUUGUUUAGAUUUCUACACUGUUAAU
Molecule: messenger RNA, 1182 nt
Organism: Fomitiporia mediterranea MF3/22
Lineage: Eukaryota; Fungi; Basidiomycota; Agaricomycetes; Hymenochaetales; Hymenochaetaceae
Exons: 4
Coding region: 40-1131 (363 amino acids)
Source: RefSeq, a predicted model, not a curated record